AUGCUGACUGCACUCGGAAAGUUUCCAGUUGCAAAGUUUGCUCUGCGGCUGCCUGGGGUGAAGGAAGCCUGGGCACCCUCCCGCACUGGGACCUGCUGCACGCAUCCCGACUCCUCCAGGCUGGGCCUGUGCCUGCAGAGCUUUGUGAUCAUCCCCCAGCACAAAAAAGUCGUGGCUGGGCCCCAAGAGAACAAGUCAGCUGGGAAGAUGUGGAAGGUUUCAGUCCUGCUCUUCGUUUUGGGAAGCGCAUCGCUGUGGGUCCUGGCAGAAGGAGCCAGCACAGCCCGUCCAGAAGAUGACAUUGUGACCACAGGAGCAGAAGACCGCGUGGCAACCCCACGAGUAGAAGAUGUCAUGGUGACCCCAGGAGCUAAUGAAAAUCCCCAUGAGUCUGCUGGCCUGACAGCUGUCGUGCCAACAAGUGCAAAGAGGUUCAAGGAUCUACUAACCCCAGAAAGCACAGUCUCUGCCCAAGAAGAAAGCCAGAGCACCACCACCCCAAAUGUGGCAACUAGUCGCUCCAUGGAGAAAGUGGGUGGAGAGACACAGCCAACAAUUGAGAAAGAUGGUUUGGCCACAGUGACCCUAGUUGGAAUCAUAGUUGGGGUCUUACUAGCCAUUGGCUUCAUUGGUGGUAUCAUCUUUGUGGUUGCUCGAAAAAUGUCGGGAAGGUACUCGCCCUAGAGAGCUGGACGACUGUGCCCUUCUGACAACAUGUUUAAAAAAGAGUUUCUGACUCCCCUGUCCCUGAGCUUGUGGGAGAAAGUGACCCAUGGAACUCUUGCCAUCCCACUCAAAAUCCAUGGUGAUUCCCUCCACUUGCCAAAAGUACUGAAGGAAAGAUAACUCAUGAGAUCACUUGGCUCCUCUAAGCAUUUGCCUUUUGAAAAUUCUUUAAAAUAUAAUUUUUUUUUUUUGGUGGCUGGCCAGUACAGGGAACUGAACUCUUGACUUUCGUCUUACAAGGUUGUGCUCUAACCAACUGAGCUAACUGGCCAGUCCUAAAAUGUAAAUUUUAUGAGAGAUGAUUUAAAAGACAAAAUGCAUAGAAAACGGAGCAAAGCUACGUCAACUGACUUGUAACUAAGACACUAUCAUUUAAUCAAUGUUCGAAACUAAGCAUGUCUUUGUUCUGACCAUUCUCUGUUAUUGUUAAAAUGCAAAGGAAUCUGGAAAUAUUUAUAUCAAUGGAGUCCUUGGAUCUUGUGCUGUGUCAGUAAAUGACACAAAAACUUUGCAUUUGCUGAUCUGUUGAAAUGUACACAUUCCAGUCUAGUUUGGUCUAUUUUUUAAAGCCUGUUUUGGUGUGAAUAAUCAAGUAGAAAAUUUAAACUUGGAUAAUAUGUGAUGAGGAACUGCCUUUAGCUCCAGAUAAAUCAUUUCAAAGGAAUUCAUUCUAGAUCAUAAACAGGAAGUCCAUACUUUGGAGUAGGCACUUUGCUUCUUACAAGGAUGCCCAGCAGCCUCUAGGCUUGCUUUACCUAAAGCCUUCUGCAUCGAUGACUUCAUAACUCAGAGGUUUGCUUCUACCUGUCUCUCUGCUUCCCUCAGAUGACAGGGAGCUAGGAUUAAGGGGGCGGCUGUCUCUCUUCUCAGUGAUGAAAGUCCUUCACAUUGCCUGCUUUGUUCUGGAAUAUGGAGAUCUCAGCCCUGGAUGCCGAGGAAACUGCUGGAUGCACAGUGAUCUACAGACUCACGUGUUCCAGAACUAUGCUGGUCCCCAAGCAGAAAGAAACUAUGUGAGCCUCUGGCAUGAGAAAUAGAACCUGCCUGUUUUCUAACAUUUGCUUUCUGCUUCAGAGGAAAGAUAUGAGGAGCAAAAAUAAUCCUGUAUGAUAUUAAUUUUUCAAAAGCAGCUGGAUUUAAAGAGUUCAUUAAAAAAUUAAAAGCAUUCCCAGUCUUUAUGACGUACCACCUUUCUGUGGGGUUAUAUCGAAAAGACAAAACAAAGGAGUCCAAGGGGGCCAUUCUGUCUCUUAUGUUUCUCCUCCCAUAGAUCCAUUGAAUUCUUUUUUCUACACAAAAAGUUUUUACGCUGAGCAGAUGCACUGUCAUGAUUGUGGUUGUGCAAUUCUGAUAUCCUCUAAACUGGUAAGAGUUCAUAAAACAGGAAAAAGUAAACUCUCAGUCGGAAGCACAGCCUGUUCCUCCCAUUUUUUUUUUUUUUUUUUGCAGUAAUAUGUGGAUGUUAUUUUAAACAGUGUGUCUGUGUGUUCCCCAAAUCCAGCUGGCCCACCAGCCCAGGUUCCGUAUUUGCAUAUCAGCCGAUUGAGUGAAAAAGGGUGCAAGGAGAGCUACCUGAGUGUCAAUAGCUUCCGGCUUCCUCAUUUGGAUUCCUGAACAGGAGUUAGGAAUGAUGCUCACUUCUGUCCUGUUCUCUCGCUCCCCAUCCCCCACUGUGAAAAGUAACAGUCCACCCCAAGUCAUACACUGGACCCGGUGCCUGCUGGGACAGGACUGUGGUUUCUUGGUCACACCUGUGUUGGUGUUCAAUGCAGUGUAGACAUGUUUUCAAAUAAAACAGACGAUUGUGUACAA
Messenger RNA from Cynocephalus volans (Philippine flying lemur), 2538 nucleotides. It is a transcript of the gene PDPN, whose product is annotated as podoplanin. NCBI's taxonomy places the organism in Eukaryota, Metazoa, Chordata, Mammalia, Dermoptera, Cynocephalidae. The record is from RefSeq and is a predicted model, not a curated record. Gene Ontology annotation, biological process: cell-cell adhesion; response to hyperoxia; positive regulation of platelet aggregation. Gene Ontology annotation, cellular component: lamellipodium; apical plasma membrane; basolateral plasma membrane. Gene Ontology annotation, molecular function: protein-folding chaperone binding; signaling receptor binding; chemokine binding.